GCGUAUAUUUAAAAUUAUUGUUGGAUGACUAAUUUUGUAUUUAUAUAGGAAAGUAAAUUACUGAGUUUGAAAUAGUGCCAUUUAUUACAAUCUCUAAUCAACUUAUUGUAACUCUGAAGCGAAUGAAAAAUCGUUAGAUAAACAUGGCUACCAGUAACAUAGGAACUACCAUUUUUAACAUACCACCUGAGCCUAAACCGGUGCCCACUUUAAAUUCUGAUGAAGAAUCAUUUGUUAUAUUGGGGAAAUCUCUCGAAGGAUUGUUAUAUGAGGAAGAUUCUGGCACCAGCAUAAUUUUAGAAGCAAAACAAUUGUUAAAAGAAGAAUUGGAAAAAAUAUCACUCCAAGUAAAGGAACAAGAGCUUAAAAAUGGUCAUCAAGGGAACCCUCUUUUUGCGAAUGGAGUAAAUGAAAAGCAACCAUCUGUUAGUGAUAAUAAAGUUGAUCUUGAAACAAGCCAAUGCAAAUUCCACACAGCAAACUUUGAAGAUAAAAACUAUCAUUCAACAGCUUUGCCUACCAUGCCUUCACAUUUAGCAGUUGCUGACGAAACAAAUAAGGCAAUAAGCAUUAUCAGCUUUGCUCCAAAUGAAUUUCAAUCAGAAGAACUUCAGAAUAAAGUUUCUCAGCUCAUUGAAGAAAACGUAAACUUAAAAGAUACAAUUAUUCAGAACAACAACAGCAUGAAGGCACAGUAUGAGAGAAUUGUUGCAUGGCAAAGUGAAGUAGAGAAAGUUCAUCAAACUCAUAAAGAAAAAUUUAUGAAAGCGAAGGAAUGCAUUGAAACAUUAAAGAAGGAAAAUGCUUCGCUUCAAUUAGAAGUUGAGAACCUUAAGGAAGCCCUAAGGGAAAAUCAACAACUAGUUCAAAAUAAUGGAGAAAAUGUUGAUAAGAUAGAGCUGGACAAAGCUAAAAAUGAAAUAAAAGAACUAAAAGAAGUAAUAGAGAAUGUAACUCUCAAAAAUGCUGAAGCAAUAAACAUUGAAGUAGGGAAACAAACUUUGGUGGAACAGAAACUAGCAAACUAUGAAGAAGCGCUUGAAGAUGCUUACAAAACUAUUAAAGAAUUAAAGGCAAACAAAAAUCUUGAACUAGCAUCCUUAGGCUCUUUAAAGGUAUUGGAAGAGAAGUCACAGAAAGAGAUAGUAUCUCUCCAAACUCAGCUAGCAAAAAGUUUGCAGCAUUCUGACACAGCUUCUAGACUUUCUUAUGAAUUAGAACAGGCCAAAUACAAAAUUACUGAGUUGGAACAACAUAGAGAGAUUAAUGAAAAUCAUCUAAAAGAAGCAAACAACAGAUGUGAUGUUAUUAUGGCAGAUAAAAAAGCCUUGUCUGAAAGUAUUUGUGCAUUAACUAAGGUUAUUGAUGAUAAACAGAAUGAACUGUGCAGUUUGAAACAACAGUUAUCAGACAAAAAUUUGGAAUUACAAGGUGUGGUUUUACAACUCAAAUCACAGUAUAAACAGCAACAGAGUGGAGUAGACAAUGAACAAGUAGCAAACUUGCGUCAACAAUUGAUGCAAGCCCAAAAAGCUUACACUGAAUGUAAUCAGGCCAAGGUCCAACUCCAGGCUCAGAGUAACAAGUUACAAACAGAAAAUUAUGAAUUUUCACAAAAGCUCCUAACUAAACAAGAAGAGGAAGACACACUCUAUGCCUUAAAAGCUCAACUGGAAGUGUAUAAAAGUGAUUUUGAAGCUGAAAGAGAGGCGAAGGAGGAUAUAAAAAGAGAGAAAUUGAAAUUGUCUGAAGACCUACAGAACUUGCACAGAAGGAACAUACAAAUGCAGGAAGAAAUUGAAUUGUACAGAGAACAAGUUAAUCAAUUCCAUCCUGUGUCGACAACACGUAGAGGAGAAGAGGCAAGAAGUAACAGUGGUUCUGAUAAGCAUGUUUACAGAUGUCCGAAAUGUUCUUUUGGAUUUACUACAUUGCAAGCAGUUGAAAACCACGUUGCUCGUUGUUUAGAACUAGAUGAUAGUCUUCCAUAGCUAAUCUUAUCAAUAUAUUUUUAAAAAAUGUGAUUAUAUAAAAAUAGUGUGCUUUGUUAUUUUACGCAUUAAGUAGGUAUAUCUAACACUUAUUUGUUAUUACACACAUCAGUGUUUUUUUUUCAGUAGACUGAAAGUUAGGUUUAUUUUACAUUAUAUAUUUUUAAAUGGUAUAUUGGUAUACCGCUAUAUCUUUAUUGGUAUAUUUAAAAAAGUUUCUUACAUUCAAAUAAUCCUUAGUUUUCCUUCUUUUUUAUGAUUUCUGGAGAAUACAAAUUUUAUUUUUUAAAUUAGAUUUCUGUUAUUAAUGGAACAAUAAGAAAUAAGCUUAUAAAAGUUAAAAUUAAACAUGAAUUAAAAACUUAA
This is a messenger RNA of Sitophilus oryzae (rice weevil), 2357 nucleotides long. RefSeq names its product optineurin-like. The coding region runs from base 144 to 1991 and encodes 615 amino acids. The record is from RefSeq and is a predicted model, not a curated record. Gene Ontology annotation, cellular component: cytoplasm; nucleus. NCBI's taxonomy places the organism in Eukaryota, Metazoa, Arthropoda, Insecta, Coleoptera, Curculionidae. The transcript has 8 exons. Gene Ontology annotation, molecular function: K63-linked polyubiquitin modification-dependent protein binding. Gene Ontology annotation, biological process: regulation of canonical NF-kappaB signal transduction.